AUGUCAGACUUCGCCAUCCUGGGAGGCGUAGUUCACGGAAUCGUCAACGAGACCGAAGAUCCGUGUGUACGCCAGUUUCUGGGUAUCCCUUUUGCUCAACCCCCUGUAGGAGACCUUCGCUUUGCCCCGCCACAGCCUGCUGAGCCGUUUGGUGAACUCGAUGCCAAGAAGCUUCCCCCAAGCUGCAUCCAAUACCUUUCCACAAGCCCGCCCUCCAUCUAUACUCAGUACCUGAACGAAUUCAACGUCCAGGGUCUCAAUACCACCAGCCCUGAUAUCAGCGAGGACUGCUUAACACUCAGCAUCUGGGCCUCACCAACUACCACCGACGACAGUCUCCCCGUCAUCGUCUUCGUCUACGGCGGCGCCUUUAGCACAGGAGGUCAAGACGUCCCCGUCCAGAUCCCCACGGACUGGGUACAGCGCACCAAAAGCCACAUCGUCGUCACCUUCAACUAUCGCCUCAACAUCUUUGGCUUCCCCAAUGCCCUGGGCAUUCCCCUGGACGAGCAAAAUGUCGGCCUCCUCGACCAAAGACUCGCCGUGGAAUGGGUCCAAGACAACAUCGAGGCCUUUGGCGGUGACCCGACACGCAUCACCCUUUGGGGCCAAAGUGCCGGUGCCGUGUCCGCGGGUUACUUCCAAUACGCCUACCCUACGGACCCAAUCGUGAACGCGGUCAUCAUGGACUCCGGCAGCGAGCUGACACCGGUGGCUCAAAACCUCGACUUUGCCCAUUUUGGUUUCACUCGUAUCGCUGGCCAGUUGGGUUGCGGCAACCUCACGGCGGCAGAGGAGCUGGCGUGUAUGCGCUCUGACAGUGUCACGGCAGAAGCCAUCAACAAGGCUGUGCAGACUACCAAUGAGGCGGCGGGGACGGACAUCACCAAGUACGUCUUUUUUACGCCGGUGGUGAAUAAUAGAACGGUAUUCCCGGAUUAUACGGCCAAGUCGUUGGCAGGGGAGGUUGCCAAUGUUCCUACAAUACUCGGCAGUAACGCCCAGGACGGCCUCGCCUUCGUCAUCCUCAGCACUGCCGUCAACCAAACCGAAGUUUUCGAAGCGACAUUAGAUCUCUUCUUUUGCCCAGCCUUCAAAGCGGCCACUAACCGCCUCCUAGCCUCCGUCCCCGUCUUCCGCUACGAAUACUUUGGCAACUUCACCGACGUUUCGCCCCUCCCCUUCCUAGGUGCCUACCACGGCGCCGAACUCCCCCUUAUCUUCGGCACCUACGAUAUCUUUCCCGAAACUUCGAGCCAGUCGCCGCCGCCGGACAAAAAACUGGAAGUUGCCACGAGCCGUACGAUUCAGAAUGAUUGGGUGGCUAUUGCAGCUAACGGGGCUGACGGGCUAGAGGCGAGAGGAUGGCCUCUAUAUUCGAGUGUAGAGGAGGGGUUAAUUAGGACCUAUGGGGUCGCUGCGUCGGUUGAGUCGACGGGGGAUGAAUGGGGUUCAGGGGGCGCAGGGAGUAUAGGGGGUGUACCGGCUGGGGUGGCGGAUGCGAGGAGGAUUGAGGCGUUGUGUCCUGCGAUUUGGCAGCCGGCGGAGGUGUCGGAGUGA
Messenger RNA from Neurospora tetrasperma FGSC 2508, 1560 nucleotides. RefSeq lists its product as uncharacterized. The transcript is spliced from 4 exons. Bases 1 to 1560 code for a protein of 519 amino acids. The record is from RefSeq and is a predicted model, not a curated record. NCBI's taxonomy places the organism in Eukaryota, Fungi, Ascomycota, Sordariomycetes, Sordariales, Sordariaceae.